Molecule: messenger RNA, 1290 nt
Organism: Rasamsonia emersonii CBS 393.64
Lineage: Eukaryota; Fungi; Ascomycota; Eurotiomycetes; Eurotiales; Trichocomaceae
Product: Exo-polygalacturonase
Exons: 5
Coding region: 1-1290 (429 amino acids)
Biological process (GO): carbohydrate metabolic process
Molecular function (GO): polygalacturonase activity
Source: RefSeq, a predicted model, not a curated record
AUGAGGCUGCUACGCAUCCUCCCCUUUGUCGCCUCUGCGGCGGCCUUCGUCGUCAACAACGGCACCGAAUGCACUGUCUUUCCUGAAAGUCUGACCCAUGGCGGACAGCCGGUGGACGACUCGCCGUCGAUCCUGAAGGCGUUUGAGCUGUGUGGGAUCAAUGGCUCCGUCAUCCUGCCGGACGAGAAAUUCCACAUCAACCAGGUCAUGAACACGACGAACCUGCUGAACUGCGACGUCUCCAUCUAUGGCGAGCUGAUCUGGAGUACCAACAUCCCGUACUGGCUGUCGCACAGCUACCCUGUCACUUUCCAAAACUUGUCUGCGGCAUGGUUAUUCGGUGGCACCAACGUGACGCUGAGGGGAUACGGUAAGGGACGGUUCUUCGGGAAUGGCCAAACCUGGUACGACGAGAACCGCAACAACAGCAACCAGCCGGGCCGGCUGAUGGCGUUUGUCAUCUACAACUCGACCAACGUCCUCGUCGACGGACUCAGCUGGUUCCAGUCGCAGUUCUGGCACUCGUUCGUGUCCUUUUCGCAGAACGUGACCAUGUCGAAUAUCUUCAUGAACUCGACGAGCAACGACGGCAACAGGACCGUCAAUACGGACGGCACGGACACGUGGAACUCCCGAGACGUGAAGUUCUAUAACUGGACUGUGCAGAAUGGCGACGACUGCAUCGCCAUCAAAGGCAACAGCACCAACAUCCACGCCAAGAACAUCACCUGCUACCACUCCAAUGGCAUGCCGAUCGGCUCGGUGGGCCAGUUCCCUGGCGAGCCCGACUACGUGGAGAACAUCCUCUUUGAGGACGUGACCCUGAUUGACUCAAACAACGCCGGCUGGAUUAAGGCAUGGCAGGGCGUGCCAACAACGCAAGACGCCAACGGCGACAACGGGGGUGGUGGAGGUGGCUGGGCGAAGAACGUGACCUUCCGAAACUUCAAGCUGCACAACGUCGCUCUGCCGAUCUAUGUCACGGAGUGUAUUUAUGGCGGAGAUCCGUCCGUGUGCGACACAUCUGAGUUCCAAAUCUCCGACAUCACCUGGGAGAACUUCACCGGCACGUCCAAGUACGACAUCAUCGCGUCGCUGCACUGCAGCAGCAAGGUGCCGUGUCCCGGCCUGAAGUUUGUUGACAUCAACAUCGAGACGAUGAAUACCAGCCUGGGCCUGCCGAGCAAGCCGCUGGUGUACCAGUGCGCGAACUUGGUGAAUCCCAUCGACAUCCCGUGCAAUCAGUAUGCCCCGAAUGAUUUCCCGGAGACGCCGACGCAGAACUAUUAA